Messenger RNA from Rotaria sp. Silwood1, 686 nucleotides. NCBI's taxonomy places the organism in Eukaryota, Metazoa, Rotifera, Eurotatoria, Philodinida, Philodinidae. The record is from the annotation of a GenBank genome assembly.
CUAUAUGACUUGAAAUACAUUAAAAUUUAUCGAACAUCAAGGUAUCUUUUUUUUCUUGUCUUUAAGAUAUUACAUAUCUUUUAUCUUUAUGUGAACACAGUGAUCUACAUUUACGUGGUGCAUGUGCAAAUUUACUUGUUACAUUAAUUCAAACAACAAAUCAUCUUUUAACACUAUCAUUAUUAUCAAAUUCAUUUAAUAAUUCUUUUAUUAGUCAAUGUUCACUUGUAUCAACUGAUUCACAAGACAGUUCAAGAUUAUAUGUCUUAAUGAUAAUAAUGCACGUUUAUGCAUUUACAAUCAUAGAAAUUAAAUUAUUAAAAGAUUCUAUUCAACAUACUACAAGUUCCUGUAUUCUUGCUAAAGUUAGUCUAGCUCAAUUUAUAGAUGAUAUUGAUUUUCGAAUAUUAACUUAUCUUGAACAACAACAACAAUUAAAACAACAGUACCCUGAUAUACGUGUUCGUCAAGCAAUUGCUUCGACUUUUGCUAAGUUUGUUGAUCACAAUUCAUUUUUACCAUGUCAAUGGAUAUAUAAAAUUCAUCAUUCAUUACAAGCUCAAGCAUCAACUCGAAUACAAAUUGUUUGUCAUAAUGAAAAAGAUUCAUCAACAACAUCAAAUACAGACAAAGAUAAAAAAGUUAAUCGUACACAAUUAGGUACUUUUGGAAAUUAUUCGAAUUAA